AGGAAAAGGGAGAUUGUUUGAGCCAAAAUGGCGAAGUUAUCUCGUCGUAGCCCGGUGCUGUGCAGGUGAUUAACACAGAGAAGCUCCUCCUCUGCCUGCCACAGUGGAAACAAACCUGGGCUCAACUACUUAAUCAUUUUAAGGACAUAAAUUAAGCCAUGGACACAUCGAAGCUUCCCAAGAUUCAGGAUGAGGAGCGAGAAAGCCAGUUUGGAUUUGUUCAUGGAGUUUCAGGACCAGUGGUGACAGCUACUGCGAUGGCUGGAGCUGCCAUGUAUGAGCUGGUUCGUGUCGGUCACAGUGAGCUGGUGGGAGAAAUCAUCCGUUUAGAAGGUGACAUGGCAACCAUCCAGGUGUAUGAGGAGACCUCUGGGGUGUCUGUCGGUGACCCAGUCCUCCGUACGGGGAAACCUCUCUCUGUAGAGUUAGGCCCGGGAAUCAUGGGCUCCAUCUUUGAUGGUAUCCAGCGUCCACUAAAAGACAUUAACGAUCUCACUCAGAGUAUCUACAUCCCACGAGGAGUAAAUAUUGGCGCACUAAACCGGGAUGCCAAAUGGGAGUUUUCUCCUGGCCAGAACCUUCGAGUUGGCAGUCACAUAACGGGCGGAGAUAUAUAUGGGACUGUGUUUGAAAAUUCCUUAAUAAAGCAUAAACUAAUGCUUCCUCCCCGAAACAGGGGCACUGUCACCUAUUUGGCUCCUUCUGGAAACUACGACCUUUCUGAUAUUGUUCUGGAGCUGGAAUUUGAGGGAAUAAAAGAGAAGUUCACUAUGAUGCAAGUGUGGCCAGUACGGCAAAUCCGCCCGGUAACAGAGAAAUUACCUGCCAACCAUCCACUGCUGACUGGUCAGAGGGUUCUGGAUGCACUUUUCCCGUGUGUACAAGGUGGCACCACGGCUAUUCCUGGAGCCUUUGGAUGCGGGAAGACCGUGAUCUCUCAGUCGCUGUCCAAGUACUCAAACAGUGAUGUCAUCAUCUAUGUGGGCUGUGGAGAACGUGGCAAUGAAAUGUCUGAAGUGCUGCGGGAUUUCCCAGAGCUUACUAUGGAAGUUGAUGGCAAAGUUGAGAGCAUUAUGAAGAGAACAGCGCUGGUUGCAAACACGUCAAACAUGCCGGUGGCGGCUCGAGAGGCUUCCAUCUAUACAGGGAUCACGCUGUCUGAGUACUUCAGAGAUAUGGGCUACAACGUGAGCAUGAUGGCGGACUCAACAUCUCGAUGGGCUGAGGCUCUGAGAGAAAUCUCUGGAAGGCUGGCUGAAAUGCCUGCUGACAGCGGUUAUCCUGCUUAUCUUGGCGCCCGGCUGGCUUCUUUCUACGAACGCGCUGGACGUGUGAAGUGUUUGGGAAAUCCAGAGAGGGAGGGCAGUGUCAGCAUCGUUGGAGCUGUGUCGCCCCCUGGUGGAGACUUUUCAGAUCCAGUCACUUCAGCCACAUUAGGAAUAGUUCAGGUCUUUUGGGGCUUGGACAAGAAGCUGGCUCAGAGAAAGCACUUCCCCUCAGUAAACUGGCUAAUCAGUUACAGCAAGUACACACGAGCUCUGGAUGAAUAUUAUGACAAACACUUUCCAGAGUUUGUUCCUCUCCGUACAAAAGCUAAGGAGAUAUUGCAGGAGGAGGAGGAUUUGGCGGAAAUUGUGCAGCUUGUAGGCAAGGCUUCUCUUGCUGAGACUGAUAAAAUCACUCUGGAGGUUGCUAAACUCAUUAAGGAUGACUUCCUGCAGCAAAACGGUUACACCCCCUACGACAGGUUCUGCCCCUUUUACAAAACCGUUGGCAUCCUCUCAAACAUGAUUGCUUUCUACGACAUGGCCCGACAUGCAGUGGAGUCCACAGCUCAGAGCGACAACAAGAUCACCUGGGCCAUGAUCCGAGAGCACAUGGGAGAGAUCCUGUACAGGGUCAGCUCCAUGAAGUUCAAGGACCCUGUUAAAGAUGGAGAAGCUAAGAUUAAGGCAGAAUACAGCCAGCUGCUGGAGGACAUGCAGAACGCCUUCCGGACCUUAGAGGAAUGAGCUUCUAGAAGAUGGUCAAACCAUAGAGUCCAGAAUCGUUUGUUGUGAUUGUGUUCAUUUAUAUUAAUAUUUUUUUUUUCUGUUUACAUCCCCUUCAACAUUCCAGGACUAUCAUAGGUUUUAUCUUAUUAUGGAUCAUUUUUUAUUUAGAUAAAAAAAAAAAAAAAGCUGCUGCUGGUAUCAAAAUCAUCACCACCCCCACAAGCAACAUGUUUGCUUUGUUCUGUAAAGACGUUCACAUCUUGUUCAAGCCCAUUCACAGCUUGUCUCGUUGAUGAAGGCGACUUCUUCACUUCUUCUUGAACGUAAGCAGUGCAGCUUUUUGAAAAAUGUAUUAAACCAAGCGUAUGGAUAAAGGGACAGAGGAUUCGAGGUGUUCUCAGUGGGGUUAAAUGCAUUUAUUUUUACCUCUUACUUCAUGCAGGUGAUCGUGAUGUUGACUGUAUACUUGAUGUAAUGUAUAAAAAUGUAAAAUGAAUCUGUUGAAACGUGUAUGUCUAUCGGUCAGUGGUACUUUGAAUAAAUAAAUGAAA
Molecule: messenger RNA, 2545 nt
Organism: Cyprinodon variegatus (sheepshead minnow)
Lineage: Eukaryota; Metazoa; Chordata; Actinopteri; Cyprinodontiformes; Cyprinodontidae
Product: V-type proton ATPase catalytic subunit A
Exons: 15
Coding region: 159-2012 (617 amino acids)
Biological process (GO): proton transmembrane transport; ATP metabolic process
Cellular component (GO): proton-transporting V-type ATPase, V1 domain; lysosomal membrane
Molecular function (GO): proton-transporting ATPase activity, rotational mechanism; ATP hydrolysis activity; ATP binding
Source: RefSeq, a predicted model, not a curated record